Molecule: messenger RNA, 3013 nt
Organism: Ipomoea nil (Japanese morning glory)
Lineage: Eukaryota; Viridiplantae; Streptophyta; Magnoliopsida; Solanales; Convolvulaceae
Product: exocyst complex component EXO70A1-like
Exons: 1
Coding region: 954-2870 (638 amino acids)
Biological process (GO): exocytosis
Cellular component (GO): exocyst
Molecular function (GO): phosphatidylinositol-4,5-bisphosphate binding
Source: RefSeq, a predicted model, not a curated record
UAUUUUCCAAGUAAACCGCGUAGAAAUUAUGACUAAAAAGUUGAGAUUUUUAUAAUGCUUUGGUGGGUAUUUGGCCAGGUUUAGCAAGUUUGUUUUCAUUUCUUUAUUCUCAGUCAAGCAUCUUUCUCUGUAAAAGCUUCAAGAACGGAUUUUGAGCUUUCCAGCUUGCACUGCCUGAGAGUUGAGGAGACUCAAUCUGUUUCUCAGGUUUUUCUGUUUUUCCUUCAAUUUUGAGUCCUCAGAAUUAGGGUUUUCUUGAAUUCUUGAGUUUGAUUCCUGCCUCUGCCUUUUGUGAUUGAUGAUUGCUUUGCCUUGUGUACCCUGGUUCAUAGGUUUUGAGUGUACUACUAGUACUACUGCUCAAUUUUGCUAGACUCAUUUUCUUAGAAGCUUCAUCAAUGAUCUACUCCUGAACACUUUAGAGAGAGAGAGCAAGAGAGAAAUCAAUCACAUGAGGUUGGUUUAGGGUCUGUUUUGCUAUCUUUCUCUUACUUCUUUCUGUACCCACUUUCACUUAAAACUAUCACUAUCUUUCUCCUCAGUUUGUACCCCCCAUUUUUUUUUUUCAUUGUUCAACUUGCUGCCAGGAGGGGUGGGUGAGAGGGGGUACAUAUAAGUCCUCUAUAUCUUCUGAUGAUUAGCCUUUGUUCUUGGAUCUUGAAAGGGGUUCUGAAAUUCAGGAUUUCUAACCAUAAAUUCUGCCCCCCUUCACCAUUGAAACAGACUACCAUCAUCUCUGAAGGAAUAUGUCCUUCCAUCUCAGUUUUUCUUAUCAACCCCAGAUGAUCUGGUAUGUAAACCACCAGGUCUGAUUGUUAGCAGUACUGGUUGAGAUUGUGCAAUUAAAUUGAUUAUUGAGUUUGAAUACCACCAGUUGGUGCAAUUUAGUAGUCUAGGCCAUCGAUUCAGUCCUUUUGCCAUUACCCUUUUUCGUUUUGGUUUUGGUAAAGGCAAUGGAAGAUAAGGAAGCAGUAACCACAACCCUUGAUGGGGAGCAGCACAUGAUUGCUGCCGCUCAUCACCUUCUGAAAGCUUUAAGUGCCAGUAAGAAUGUGAACAGUGACAUGAGAAGGCUUCUUGCUGAUCUUGACAUUCAUUUGUCCAAAAUGACCAAACUUAAUGACGAUGAAGCAGAGAGCCUCGGGGAGGUUGAGGAAAGGCUCAAGUCUGCUCAGAGAAAGAUUGUGAGUUUGCAGUCAAAUCACUAUAGAAUAUGGGAUUCUGGUCCUCAACAAGGUUUAGAAUAUUUGGAAGCUGUAGAUGAAGUUCGAAAAUUGACAGAAAGUUUGGUAUCAAGCAGAGGAGGGAAACAGAAAGGGCUAGUACUUAACAAAGCUCACAGCAUAUUGCAGAUGGCUAUGGAAAGGUUACAGGAAGAAGUAGCCAACAUUCUUGCUCAGAAUAAGCACUGUUUUGAGCAUGAAUAUUUGUCAUUCCGUUCAUGUGAAGAGAAUGUUGUGGAUGAGGAAUCAAUAGUUUCAAGCGAGAAUGAAUCAGCAGAGGAGGCAUCAAGGAGAGAGAGCAGUGGCACUGAACCUGAGGAAUAUCGGGUAGAUCUAAUCCACCCUGAUGUGGUUCCUCAUAUUAAAUGCAUUGCAAAUGUGAUGUUUGCUUCACAUUACUAUCAGGAGUUUUGCCAGAUUUUUGUCACCUUCUGGGAAAAUGCAUUGAGUGAAUACUUGAGCGUUCUUCAUAUGGAAUAUCUUAGCAUCGAGGACGUGCUGAAUAUGGAGUGGAGCUGCUUAAACCGCAGAAUCAAGAAAUGGCUAUGGGCAAUGAAGAACAUCAUUGGGUUCUAUCUCCCCAUUGUGAAGAGACUCUUCGAUGAAAUUCUUGGAGAAUUAGGGUCUGUAAGUUCAACAUCCUUUUACGAAGCUUCUAAAGCUUCCGUGUUAUGCCUUUUGAAUUUUGGUCAAGCUGUGGCUGUUGGCCCCCCUCUACCAGAGCGGCUGUUUUGCUUACUUGAUAUGUAUGAAGUCAUAACAAAUCUUCGUCGUGAUAUGGAUGCUUUGUUUGGAGAAGGGGAAGAAGGUUCUUUCGUUCGGGCAGAGUUCCAUGAACUCGAGAAGAGACUAGGAGAUUCCGCUAAGGUAAUCUUUCUGGAGUUUGGCAACAAAAUCGCUUCAGAAACUUCAACAACUCCUCUUAUCAAGGGCGGUGUCCAACCACUCACCAAGUACGUUAUGAAUUAUUUGAUGCUUCUAGCAGAGUAUUGCCAUACCCUCAACUUUCUUAUCGAGGAGAAAACUAUUGACCAUCUAGAUCAAGUUAUUGAUGAAGAGGAUUUGCAGAAAGUUUCAUCUGUGCUCACCUGCCCAGUGGCUCAUCACUUGCAGUCCAUUACAUCAAUUCUGGAAGCCAAUCUGCUUGCCAGGUCAAAUUUGUACAGAAACCACUCCUUAAAGCAUAUCUACAUGAUGAAUAAUAUCCACUACAUGGUUCAGAAGAUAAAGAACUCCAAAAUCAGGGCAUGUUUUGGUGACAGCUGGAUCCGACAGCAAAUGGGGCAGUUCCGGCAGCAUGCAAUGACCUAUGAGAGAAUCACGUGGAGUCCUAUUCUUUCUUUGAUUAGGAAUGAUGGAAGCUCUGAUAAAACACUUCUGAGGGAGAGGUGUAGGAGUUUUAAUGCUGCAUUUGAGGAAAUGUAUAAGAUCCAGACAGGCUGGCUUAUCCCUGAUCUUCAGCUUCGUGAGGAUGUAAGAAUUUCGACUUCAAAGAACGUUGUCCCAGCUUUCCGGGUGUUUUUUGGUUCUGUGAAAGAUUCUGUUGGGGACCGGUACAUCAAGUACACCCCAGAUGACUUGGAGAAUUGCAUCCUCGAUCUUUUUGAAGGUCUGCCAAAGUCUUUAAGCCAUCAUUGGAGAAGGUGAAACUUGCUUGUAUCCUGUUACCUGUAAAUUUCUUUCACUGCUGCAUUUCAAUCUUUUCCCAGGUUUCCACUAUUUUGUAUGGUUACUUGUUAGUGUAACUUAUCAACAGAAAUGUAAUCCGGAAUUUUAUAAGAGUUAAUACC